Astrephomene gubernaculifera is the source of this 6635-nucleotide messenger RNA. NCBI's taxonomy places the organism in Eukaryota, Viridiplantae, Chlorophyta, Chlorophyceae, Chlamydomonadales, Astrephomenaceae. The record is from the annotation of a GenBank genome assembly.
GUAAAGAUAAAGGCGAUUCAUUCACACAUAAAUAGUUGACUUCAUAGGAUUCGUUGUGCACACCCUACGGAACUUGACCAGCUGUUUUCCUGUAGCAUGUGAGCCAUUUCAGUAACCUAUACGCAUAUAAGAGCUGUUUAGGAAGUAGGCAUGGAUUGUCUUCCAACGUCGUUUGAAGUUUGUGUUACUCGUUCACGGAAGGCCGCUGUCAACGCUCAGGAUAGGUUAAACGACUACAUUAAAGCAAAGUCCUUGGUUUGCGUCGAGCUAUAUCGGACGGCUGUCUUUAUAUCAAGCCAGAGGAGGGGAACGACUCUCCAAUUUGAAGGCUGGCAGGCAGAUGUCCCCGGCAAUGCCAGCCCAAGCACUCUAUACAAUCUAAAAUUUAAAAAGAAGGGCUUUGAGGAAUGCUCCUUGGUGGAGCUCCUAGGGUCCCAAAUCAGCAACCUCGAUUCCUUUAGAUCCGUUCUCCACAAGGGCGCAGACGUGUUUGUGCAAAAAUGUUUGGAAGACAAAGGAAUUUACUCCCCAUCAGCUCAGCUGAACUACGUAACCUACCUUGCGGAGGUGACACGUCCAAGGGGUCAUGAGAUAGGCACUGCAGGUGGCUAUUUCUGGCUACAGAAACCCUGGCUCAAGAAAAAGAAGGAGCUGGAGAAUGCUUUUGCAGCAGGCAGCCAGACAGCUCAGGCAGUCAGCAGUGUUCAGAAUAGGCGUUUUAUUCCCACAGCUUCGCGCACUCUUCAGGCGCAAACUGGCCUAGGCUCACUGGGUGGUGCCUCCAGCAGUAUGCACGUUGCAGCGGCUGCACCCUCCACACGAUUGGUGCCUUGGCAAGCCUCGGGGCACAACACCUUGGCCAGUGAGGCAAGCCCCAGCCAACGUACAGCUGGCCUAAGCAGCUGCACAAGCCCUGUACUGUUAAGUGAGGAAGCACAAGGCUCCGCCGAGGGAGACUGGGGGGCUGAUCUCCAGGGCCAGCGGUUAAUGAGCUUAUUUGAGAUGGAGCCAGAUGAAGAACGCCUUGGCGAUAGGGAGGCCUCGCCACUCACCAGAAGUCCCAGCUGGGAGGCCUCCCCUCGCGCGGAUGGACUUCUCAGCGGCAGUCCUCAGGGCGGUGCAGGCAACUCGACGGCAAGGAGUCCCCGCUCAGAGGCCUCCCCUCGCGCGGGUGGACUCCUUAGUGGCCGUUCGCAGGGCGGUGCAGGCAACUCGUCGGCAAGGAGUCCCCGCUCAGAGGCCUCCCCUCGCGCGAAUGGACUUCUCAGCGGCAGUCCUCAGGGCGGUGCAGGCAACUCGACGGCAAGGAGUCCCCGCUCAGAGGCCCCCCCUCGCGCGGAUGGACUCCUUAGCGGCAGUCCUCAGGGCGGUGCAGGCAACUCGUCCGCCAGGAGUCCCCGCUCAGAGGCCUCCCCUCGCGCGGAUGGACUCCUUAGUGGCCGUUCGCAGGGCAGUGCAGGCAACUCGUCGGCCAGGAGUCCCCGCUCAGAGCACCAGCAGGCCCCCCCUCGCGCGGAUGGACUCCUUAGUGGCCGUUCGCAGGGCGGUGCAGGCAACUCGUCGGCCAGGAGUCCCCGCUCAGAGGCCUCCCCUCGCGCCGAUGGACUCCUUAGCGGCAGUCCUCAGGGCGGUGCAGGCAACUCGUCGGCCAGGAGUCCCCGCUCAGAGGCCUCCCCUCGUUCAGCUGCCGCUUUUGGCGGCUGCAAGCGGCCUGUACCUAUGCUGUCACUGGGGACCGAGCACAAACUCCAAGGCGGGGGUUUGCGCUACCAUGGCGGCCGUCCGCAUAACAAGAAGGCUAAGCGGCAAUGUGUUCCGGCAAAAGGCCCUUCUGUUGACACCGCAAUGGAGGAGGCUCUCGACGAGGUUGAGGAGAUCACGACCAUUAGCAAGCUGGUAUUCACCGUCGACUCCCCCGCUGCUGUCCCAAAAGCCAUUAACGAUUCUGGCGUUGCCAUCCUCCAUGACUCGGACAUCUGCAAGACAGUCACCCCUGAAGCAGUUGAGCGAGCAUUGCAACACGGGAGAAAGUCUGAAGCCAUCUUCCAGGGCAUUGCGCAAAAGCGGAAUGGGGAGUUCGUGCCGGAGCGCGACCACAAGGGGAAACCCACUGGCUAUCUGAUGUCCACGUACGGAUCUCGACAGCGGCAGCAGUGCCCUAUCGACCCUGACAACCCUGACGAUGCCGAUGUGCUGGCAGAUUUCCGCGGUCUGGUGGAGCCCAAGAUCAAGGAGGCUAUGGCAGGAAUGGGUGAUGCCAACCUCAAGCUCUACCCUCCCAGCAUCCUGCUAAAUACCCAAUCCGAGAGGCAAAAGCCUGUGGCACGACAGGGCAACCACACGGACCUGGCUAAAGGGCAAAAGGGCGGUGUUGUAAUAGCGGCGGUGCAGAAGAUGCGGCUCCUGCUGUACCCAGACAGCAACCGCGUGCUGGCACGGUAUUGGCAGCUGGAGGAGCUCGUUGACAGCGGCGUGAUUACGGAGGAGGACUUGCUGGCGUGGGUCCAGAUGCGCAAGUUCAAAGCAGUUAGGGUAGAGCUUGACGCUGGCGACAUCAUCUUCCUAGAUGGCCAUACAGUGCAUGCGGGUGACUGCGGUAUGGACGACUACCCUUCACUCCGUCUACACUGGUACUUCCUGGACGGCCAGAAGGAGAACGAGACCACGCACCUUAUCGUGUAUGGUGACGCCUUUGCUGCGCAGUUUGGAUAGUACAGGAGCAGAGCCACUGCUGGGCACUUUUGUCGACGGUGGCCCAUGGGGCAUACAAGGGCGGGGGUCGUUGACAUGCAUCUCUGCAGCUUUUUGCUACUAUGUUGGGUACCGGGACCUGUGCAUUUGCGGGUGAUAAAGGCAGCGUAUGUUAACAUGACGGGAGGGCAAGCAUGUGAAAGUUAACGUCGUGACUUAGUUAUGGUUUUCCAGGCCUGUGGCUUUGGUCAAUUGAUGAGCAACAGGCUCCUUUCCAGCCCUCCUAGCACAUUGUGUUUCGUGCCGUUUAUAUGUUAUGGCUUUCUGUUGUUGCUGUCCACCUACGCUUUGCUUGUUGCGACGGGUAUGGCAGCCUUGCGUGCAAUGUGAUACACAGUCGAGGGUUCCGAAGAUGUGGACACUUGUGACGGUGGCCCAUGGGACAUACCGGGGCGGGGGUCGUUGACAUGCAUCUCUGCAGCUUUUUACUUCCAUGUUGGGUACGGGGCCUGUGCAUUUGCGGUGGUAAAGGCAGCGUAUGAUAACGUGACGGGAGGGCAAGCAUGUGGAAGUUGCCGUUGUGACUUAGUUAUGAUUUUCCAGGCCUGUGGCUUUGGUCGAUUGAUGACCAGCAGGCUCCUUUCCAGCCCUCCAAGCACAUUGUGUUUCGUGCCGUUUAUAUGUUAUGGCUCUCUGUUGUUGCUGUCCACCUACGCUUUGCUUGUUGCGACGGGUAUGGCAGCCUUGCGUGCAAUGUGAUACACAGUCGAGGGUUCCGAGGAUGUGAACACUUGUGCUUCUACAGGGGGCGCUCCGACAGGUGGGCUGUAUCGGCAUGUAGCAUUGUCGCUAUGUGCGAGGCCGUGUUGAGUUCAUUGGUAGCCUUCUCAUCGGGGGUAGCAUGCCGGACUGUCCAAUUUUACAGAACCCUGAGGGAAUUCCUGUCACUAAAGCCCCGCUCGUUUGCUGGUUGAAGUUUUGUUUGGCUAAACAUUGUUGGCGCCUCUAAAUAGGGUGCCAAAAGCCUGGAUGGAGUGCGCACUCCACAUGCCUUGUUCUCGAUCCUUCCACGUACUCCUAGUUGUUCAGGCGCUCAAUGAGGGCCCUCACACAAUUAAAGAUUCCAAGUCCACAGGACACGUCUUGUUCGGAUAAAGCGCUUUCCGUACAAGGUUACUUUCCACCAUAUUGAACCACAUCAGCUGCUCUCCUUGGCUCAUUAGGAUGAUUCCCAUCUUUGUAACAUUGAGUAUAAAGCUGCAUACCAGGCUUGUUUACACGUUCGUCGUCUCAACAGUCGUCCAACCUCCUUUCGGGCUGCUUGCCAGCAUCUUUCACUCACUUGAUUACCUCAACUCAUUCAGCAUUGAUGGCAGCGCUUAUCGCAGCGCCCAAACAUACUCUUUUCCUGAGACACGGGUUUACAGCAUUAUGUCAGAAUACCAAAACGUGUGAUAGCUUCCAUAGCGGCAAUGCUGAAAAUGCCAAGAAGCCUGCUCUUACGCUCCACGGCACAUGCCAGGGCACAAAGGGCGGCCAGACAUCCUGCCCGCCAUGUUACCUUUGCCCGCAUGAAGCCUGCCGUGAGCAGUGGAGCCGGGUUGGAACUAAAACCCCGUUUUGCUCAAAUGCCUGCCUUGCGGCGCAUUUCAAGAUUCACCAUGGGUUCGACGCCUCGGCCCUGGUAGAGUACCUGUCUCCCGAGUACGCCGCCUUGAUGUAUGCAGACCUUGUCGACUUUAUGAACGACCCCGCUUGGAAGGGGAAGGGGACCCCUUCCAAGUACGAGGAGUACUUCAACAGCUUGAUGGAAGCCAUUGCGGAGAAGUACCCAAACACGCAGCAGCUGGCGGGCGCACAUGACAGGAUGUCCAGCGCUGUACUGGACGAGCUGGGACUGCCAUGCCACACGCCGGGUCCGUUGCUACCACCGUAUACGGUAGAUGACCCCCUCAGCCACCUCCGCAGGAUGGUCGCCGAGAACACCCUCCAGGCGCAUGUCCAUACACUCCGGAAGGAGGUAUCCGACGUGGACCAGGCAGCGGCUGAUAGCCUGAAGCAGGAUGCGGUGGCUGUCGCCACUGCAGCUGCCUGGUACCUUGGCGGGCGUGAGGGCACCUUGGGCUUGAUGAACGUUCCCUCCGCAACGAGCUACACCAAUUCAGCCGGGGGCAAUACCACGUUUACAUGCCAAACCUGCCAUAGUCUCCUGAACUUCACUGCUUAUGGGGUGCUUCCUGCCGGUGAAGCAAGCAAGUUAAAGGAGUCUUUCCCUGAGUUCUACUGCACCCGUGGUUGCCUGCCUCCGCGCCACAUGGACUCUGCAAAGCUCUACCGCCUUCUUGAGAUGGAGACGUGCCAACAAGCCUACAAGCUCGUAAAUUGGCUGCACGUCGAGGGCAUGCCACCAUACAUACCUUUGAGCUCAACCAACCCGUACAAGACGACACUCACACAACAGCUGCCCAGUGGUCAGCUUGACCGCCUCGACCCGCCCUUCGACGUGCAGACAGGGAGGCCGCCGCUGGUUACUAAGGACUGGCUUACGGCAGAGCUUGGGCGCAACCAUGCCUGCACAGGUCUUACAAGUGUGGAGAACUGCGUUGCAGCAGUGUUCGCACCCAAGAACAAGUCAUACCGCCUUGUCAAUCUGAACGUCCCCAGCGGCUCUAGCUCCUGGCUUUACGACAUCCGGGUUGCGGCAGUCAACCCCGGGGACUUCUUGGGCACGUCAUCCAACGUCAAUUUGCGGGACAGCACCCUGGUGCUGUGUGGGGCGAAAGGUACGGGAACGGCGUGCCACAUGGACCGCACGGAGGCGUUCAACGUGUUGUUCGCCCCUGAGCGGGAGGACGUGGAUGCGUCAAAGCCGUGCGCGCUGUGGACAUUUGUACGCCCAAGUGCCAUUGGGGCGUUUGGUGAUUUCCUCAGCAAGCACCCUGCAUCGCCCGGCGUCGACAAAAGCGCAAAGAAGGACAAGAAGGACAGCAGUGUCGUCGAGUGGGAACUACUGGCUGCAGCAACCUUGAAGGAGAAACGGCUGUCACCUGAUGGCUCCCGCAAUGCAUUUCACGGUGGGCCUCUUGUGGAUGGGGGCAGUGCGAACGUGUUCCGGCCAUUCGUGCGUGACGUGAACGAGUUGAGGGCGGCUCUAGGGGAGAAUAACGUGGUGGUGAUUGAGCAGUACCAUGGUGAUGUCGUGCACGUGCCGGCAGGAUGGAUACAUCAGGUGGAAAACGUGCAGGCCUGCCUGAAGCUUGCCUGGGAUACUCUCAACCCCCGGCGUUUGGUGCAUUACUUUGGAGUGCAACGCCUGGUGGUGCACCACGGGCUGUGGGGCUAUAGCCCUGAAGACUACAUGGCGAUAGAGGCUGUACUUGCAAAGGCCAUUCCAGAGAUCAUGAGGCAUGUCCAAUCAAAGUGAGGGGUGUAGGUACUUUGCACUGUCAAAGGGCCCCGUGGACAGCACAAUCGCUUGUAGGUAAUUGUGUGGGUGUUGUUUGGGAUGUACAGACGCAGUCUUAGGCUUAGCUUUACUCCGGGUGCCUGCUGCAUCCGAUUGGCAGCGGGUGCGUUGGGAUGGGAGGGGACUGCUGUACGGACCGGAAAGGUGGCGUUCUCAAGGCUGCAGCCAGCUAGGGGGCUGCAGGCUUAGCUUUUCACCGGGUGACUGCUUUUCCUUUAAGAAUGCUGGCAGCGUUUGCGUUGUGAUGGGAGGGGACUGCUCGCCGUACGGACUGGAAGGGUGGAGUCGGACUGGAAGGGUGGAAUCCUCAAGGCUUUAGGGCUGAAUUGUAACUGCUGGGUUUUAUUGCUAAAGCGUGCGCGUGUGUUUGCUGCAAGAAUGCUGGCAGCGUUUGCGUUGUGAUGGGAGGGGACUGCUUGCCAUACGGACUGGAAGGGUGGAGUCCUCAAGGCUUUAGGGCUGAAUUGUAACUGCUGGG